GCUUUUGUCAACUACGUGCCCUUCGUGCUUCUUUCCUGUCGCAACAUUACCGGUAAAAGCAUACGAACCCAGCGAACGACGCAACACCCAUACCCUCUCCUUCCUCAGCACAUCCCUCAACCGUCCGUGGACGACAGCUGCAGCCUGUCUCAAUUCCAACGGCACAUAACACGCGCUUUUGUUCCGCAGGACCCCUUUUCGCAAACUCAUCGAAGCUUUGAAGGCCACCGAUUCUCCCACGCCCCAAAACAACCGAUCCAUAUGGACAGAGAACCCUCUAUCCCCCUCCCUCCGUUUCUCCAAUCCCACCUCGACAAGGCUCGCAACUCCCGAGAGGCGCUGAAAGUCGAGCCUCGCUCGUCACGGGACUUGACUGCGUGCCCCAGUACCGCGGGCGGACGACAACCUGUGGCAAUGCCACACGAACAACCUUCCCACGCGAAACGAAAGCCGGACGGAGCAUUGCUUGACGAGUCGGGGACGGAAGGUGAUGAACGCCCGGCAGCAGUGCCGAAUCGCGCCAAUCACCGUUCCCGCCCGCCACUGACACUGGGGAACCAAUUACUCUCAGUAAGUGACGGCUCGAGUGUCGAAGAUGAAGACGACGAAGAAGACGCUAUCUUUAUGAGUUCCGAAGACGAAACCAGCACCCGGAAUGGGGCUUUCUCGGAAGUCGCUGUCAACCAACUGGUGGCGAAUGCGGGUGCAGCUGGCGAAACUGUAGUACCCGAAACACCGCCUUCCUACAUCUCACGACGGCGACGAAGCUCGGCUGCGUCUGACUCGUCGCCUUCCGCUCGGCGUAGGUCAACUGACUUUUUGGCUCUGCUUGAAUCGCCCCGCGUGAGUGCCAGACAAGCGAAACGGCCGCGUUUGGUUCGUGACGAUACCCGACAGGAAGAACCCACGAGCAGUAUGGAAGGCGUGACGCACGCGGAAGCAUAUCAGGCUACACCCUCUACGCAAAUGGAGCGGAUGGAUCUAGGUGAUGGAGAGAUUACUGAGCUGCCUGUGAAUGUCGACUUAGAAGUCAGUGAACCCGUUACACCACAUGGACAGUCUUCUGUCAUUGUGCUCGAGUCGCCGAUACCCGGAGCAGAAGACGACGCCGAGGAGGAUGAUAUACCAGUUAUUGAUCUGACUACCAACGACUCUCCUUUCCCUGCUGCUGCUACUGGCGGACGGACAAAUUUCGGUCGCGCCGGGCGGAUAGACCAAAUGCGAACACCACUUGCCCCGAGAGGCGCGUCCUCCUCCGGCGUCAUAGAUCUCAGCGAGACGCCAGUACACGGAGCAGGCACCAUUGGCGGAUCCAGCAACCCAUACGUCCAUAUCCUGAACACACCCAACACGCCUGAAGCACCAGCGCAUCUCACUCGCUCAGUUCGCUUGAGACUGAACAACACGUCUCAACCUCCGCUAGCUGGAGCAGUAGUGGGGUCGGCAGCAGCUGGAGGUAGUGCAUCAACAGCAGUAGAUUUAACUGAACAUGAUGACGACGAGGUUCAAGUUUUGCAUCAUGUAUCUGGCCGAGUCCAGCCGCCGCCUGCGAUGCGACGUAGACGGACAUCGAGUGCGGACGCUAUGGAUCGGCAGACAAUACCUGAUAACUGGAUGGGUCACUUCCAACGCAUGAUAGGCAGGGACCAACGACCACAAACUCAAUUCGGAUUUGGAUCAGUGGUCGGACUGCCUUCGCCCAACUUUGUCCCGCAUAGCAUCACCGCUGCAGCCAAUAACCGCCGCAACUACAGACAACCACUUGCCCUCGGCGGUGUCAUCCCCGUCUCCUCCUCCUCCUCCUCCAGCUCCUCCACAAAUACCCCGGAAUUCUUUACCAACGCCCUCCCCCAAUCACACAACCCCCUCGCCUCCUCCUCCACCUCCACCAAGCCGCCCCCCGGCCAAGACAACGGCCUCAAAUGCGCCAUCUGCCUCGACAGUCUCACCGACGACCCGAACACGAAACUCAGCGCGACCAUCUGCGGGCACGUGUUCUGCGAGGACUGUAUCAAGGAUGCGGUGCGGGUGCAUAAGAAGUGCCCGAUUUGUAGGAAGGAUUUGAAGGGGGGGAAGAAGGUUUUUAGGCUUUAUGUUUCGUGAGUAGAAGGAGGAAAGGAGAGGGAGAUGGAGAGGGGGGAAAUAUGGCGCGCGCAAUGUGGAGCUGUGAGAUACCUUUGCCUUACCUGCCUGUGCUUAUACGUAGUGAGACUGUGUACAUAUAUACCACAACACACACCCAGACCCAUCUCGAUGUUGGGGAGUUGUUUUUUGGAAGGAGAAUAUACAGGAGUAAAAAUGUGAGCGUUUGUGUUUUCUCUUGGGAUUAUGUCAUGGUGAACAAGGCCCUUGUGGAUGCCCAUCGCUCGUCGGUGAUGCGCUUCAUGAUGUAUGUACAGGGCAUCAACCAUCAACGCUCGCUGCUGAGUAUCUGCCGAAAGAGUGCGUUCCGCUGGGAGACAUCAGGCAAAAUGCCAUCCUAGUGGCUAAGCAUGC
Messenger RNA from Fimicolochytrium jonesii, 2496 nucleotides. RefSeq lists its product as uncharacterized. NCBI's taxonomy places the organism in Eukaryota, Fungi, Chytridiomycota, Chytridiomycetes, Spizellomycetales, Powellomycetaceae. The coding region runs from base 262 to 2103 and encodes 613 amino acids. The transcript has 2 exons. The record is from RefSeq and is a predicted model, not a curated record.